This is a messenger RNA of Bursaphelenchus xylophilus (pine wood nematode), 1263 nucleotides long. The record is from the annotation of a GenBank genome assembly. NCBI's taxonomy places the organism in Eukaryota, Metazoa, Nematoda, Chromadorea, Rhabditida, Aphelenchoididae.
AUGGAAGGAGAAACAAUCACCAAAAAAGCCGCCCUGAGCCUACGCGGAAAGUUGGAAGGUCACAACGGUGCCAUCACUCAAUUGGCCACCUCCCCAUCCAACGCCAACACCCUUAUUUCAUCUUCCCGUGGUAUGUUUUUGCGAUUUUUUGUUGGGUUUUAGGAUAAGAACGAUUUGGAGUUAAUGAAUGGCCCAAAUUCAUAUUUUUGAUAUUCACCAUGAUGUAGAAAAAUUUCGUCGAAUAUUAGCCGAGAUUUGUCUUUACGGACAUGCUGGAAUCUAAUUCCUUUCUUUUCAGACAAGUCCGUGCUCGUUUGGGACCUUCAUUCCUUUGGAGAUGAGAUCACCGGAGGCCGUCCUCUGAAAUCUCUCCUCGGUCACGGUCACUUUGUUUCCGAUGUUGCCCUCUCCCACGAUGGACACUUUGCCCUUACCGGAUCAUGGGACAGAACUCUCCGUCUUUGGGAUUUGAACACGUAAGUUUUUUGUUUGAGAUUUCUUUGAGUUUAGGGUAGUGUAAGGUCUAAAUUAUCUGAUUUUUGGCGAAGUUUUGGCUGAAAUGGAUUCUGUUGAGUAUUUUUCAGCGGAAAGACUUCCCGUCAGUUCAUUGCCCACACCAAGGACGUCCUCUCCGUCGCUUUUUCCGCCGAUAACCGUCAGAUCGUUUCCGGAGGCCGUGACCGCACCAUCCGUCUGUGGAACACCCUCGCCCAGUGCAAGCUCACCCUCUCCGAGAAGGACGAUGGCCACAGCCACUGGGUGUCGUCUGUGCGUUUCGCCUCCACCUCCCCAAGCCCGUCCAUCGUGUCGGCCGGUUGGGAUAAGGUUGUGAAGGUGUGGAACCUGUCCAACUGCCGUCUGAAGACCAACCACAUUGGCCACACCGGGUUCAUCAACGCCACCACCGUCUCUCCCGACGGUUCCCUGUGCGCGUCCGGCGGAAAGGACGGCGUCGCCAACUUGUGGGACCUCACCGAGAACAAGCACUUGUACCAGUUGGACGCCCAAGACACCAUCAACGCCCUCACCUUCUCCCCCAACAGAUACUGGCUCUGUGCCGCCGUCGGCUCCACCAUCCGAAUCUGGGACUUGGAGCACCGUUCCACCCUCGACGAACUCAAAUUGGACGUCUCCGGAAGCGCCGCCCCUCAAUGCACAUCGCUCGCCUGGUCGCAGGACGGAAACACCCUCUUCGCCGGCUACUCCGACAACACCAUCAGAAUCUGGGGAGUCGCCGACUGGAUCAAGGAAGAUGGAAUUUAA